Messenger RNA from Vigna radiata var. radiata (mung bean), 2099 nucleotides. Its product is annotated as RING-H2 finger protein ATL47-like. NCBI's taxonomy places the organism in Eukaryota, Viridiplantae, Streptophyta, Magnoliopsida, Fabales, Fabaceae. The record is from RefSeq and is a predicted model, not a curated record. The coding region runs from base 731 to 1879 and encodes 382 amino acids. The transcript has a single exon.
ACACGUGAUCUUCAUUUUGAGGCUUUAUGCACUACUUUGAACAGUAACAAGCUUUUGAAACAUUUGGGCCGAAUGGAUCAACUUCGUGUGAGACUUUAUGGAAUCUUUUGGAUGAUAAUAUUUCAGGGGCAAUCUACUAAGAAAACGAUGUGGGACAUGUGUAUAUGAAGCAACACAACAGACUCAACUUGUGUCAAACGACAAAAUGACAAUUUUGCCUGACAUUUUGCCUUCUUUGGUCAAGUGAGGCCUAUGAUAUGUACUAUAGUCUGCCGUUGUAGGGGACCCAAAAACCUUGGGUUUUGGAAGUGACUUCGUUUUCACAUGGCCACUAUUGGCAUUAGAUUUGGAGCAGCACAAUUAGAUGCUCUCUUCAUCAUCACUUCCUUGUUAUCAUCAUUAUUAGGGUUUCUUUUUGCCCCAGAAGAGAAACCCAUGUCAGGUGUCUGCUAAGAUUUCAAAUUUUCAACAACCAUAUGGUUGGUCAACUGCUACUGCAAAGUUGACAUUUUCUCAGGCAUGUUUCCUUAAAUGCUUUGUUUUGCCUAUGGUUGCUUGUUUUCCUCAAUGUAUGAGUUGGGUUUAAUCCCAAAACAAGCAAAGAUAAAAACUUUGUUCAAAACCACCACAUGGGUGGUAGUAGUGGCACUCUUUCUCUCUCUCACACACACAUUCCAACCUCAAACUCUAAACAAGGCCUAAUUUGAAUUUUAGAUAUCCUAUUUUCAAAAUGUAUAGGGUUCACUCUCAAAUCCUUCUCAGCAAUGGUGCUAUUACCAACCCCCCUAUUCUUUCUCCAUAUUCUUCUUCUUCUUCUUCUUUACCCUUGGUGCCUUAUGUUUCCAACUAUCAGAAACAAUCAGCUCCGUCCCCGGCUUCUUCAUCCGGGAACAAAAUAAGCCCUGCAAUUCUUUUCAUCAUAGUCAUUUUAGCUGUGGUGUUUUUCAUCUUGGGUCUCCUUCACUUGCUUGUUAGAUUUCUCAUAAAGCAUAGGUCUUCUAAUUCAUCAAUUUCCCAAUCAAAUAGGUACCCUGACAUGUCCGAAUCAGAUGCUUACCAGAGACAGUUACAACAGCUCUUUCAUCUUCACGAUUCAGGCCUGGAUCAGGCUUUCAUAGAUGCUCUCCCCGUCUUCUUUUACAAAGAGAUUAUAGGCCUGAAAGAGCCAUUUGAUUGUGCUGUUUGCCUCUGUGAGUUCUUGGAACAAGACAAAUUGAGACUGUUGCCCAUGUGUAAUCAUGCUUUUCACAUUGAAUGCAUAGAUACAUGGUUGUUGUCCAAUUCAACUUGCCCUCUCUGUAGAGGGACUCUGUAUUCACCAGGCUUUGCCUUUGAGAACUCAGCUUUUGACUUUGAAAGUCAACUUGAGGAAGAUGAGGUGUCAAGCAGUGGUGGAGGUGGGGUUGGGGUUGGUUCUUUUCACAAAACUGUAGAAAGCCACAUAGUGAAUGGCAAAAGGGUGUUUUCUGUUAGGCUUGGAAAAUUCAGAAGCACAAACAACGGAGAUGGAGUGGAGAGAGGUGAAUGUGAGAGCAGUAGUGGAAAUUUGGAUGUUAGGAGAUGCUAUUCAAUGGGGUCUUUUCAGUAUGUGGUGGCUGAUUCAGAUCUGAGAGUGGCUCUAGGCCCUCCUAGAGGUGAUGGAGGCAGUGGCAGCAUGAGACAACUGAAAGGAAGAACAGCUCCAAAUGGAAGUUCUUUCAUUGAUGGGGAUAUUGAGGGUAAGAAAAUCAACAUUGCAAGGAAAGGUGAAAGCUUUUCUGUUUCCAAGAUCUGGCAAUGGUCUAGGAAAGAUAAGUUGUCAGGUUCAUCUCAUGCUCACUUCCAUAAUUCUACUCUCACUGCAACUUUGCCAUGGAUGAAUAAAGCCAGAGGUAUCUGAUACAUGAAGCUAGUUUGCAUUUUGUACUUUAACUAAUUCAUAUGUUCAUUGAAGGAAUCCUUUUAUUGAGCUUCUGCUUCCUCUCACACUUUGAUUUUACUUUUUUUAUAUUUGUAGUGACAGAACUUGUAAAUUGUGCCAUAAACAUAAUCAGACAAUGUUCUUUGAGCAACCAUUAAUUAAUCUCGAGUAUGCGGAAAGACUACAUAACUCUUAAUUC